This is a messenger RNA of Paramecium sonneborni, 2780 nucleotides long. Lineage: Eukaryota; Ciliophora; Oligohymenophorea; Peniculida; Parameciidae. The record is from the annotation of a GenBank genome assembly.
AUGAGAUCAAUAAAUAAUUCAAUUGAUACUCCCUCUAUAAAAGUUAAAUUUAAUCAAAAUGAGAAAGUAGAUGAAAUGAAAACAACAAAAACCAUAAAAAAAAAACAUGUUCAACCUUAAUUAAAUAUAAUUUGGGAAUUUUAUAUGUAUAUGAUUAUGGCUAUCUUGGUUGAAAUUAUUGUAUUAAUUUUUAACAAUUAGACUACAAUUCUCAACUUUAUCAGAAUUAUUGUAUUUAUUCUUAUUUUAAUGCUAUCCCUCAUAUACAUAAAGAAAAUACAGUAAAAUUUAUUAUUAUGCUUGAUAUGUUUGAUAAAAAUAUUUUAGAUUUCAACCAUUUGUUUAAAUGAUGACAUUAAUCUAUUUGCUAUUUUACCAUUUGCAUAUGAUUAAAUUGAUAAUAACAAUAAAGUUGCAAUUAAAUUAAAGGUGAUUGAGAAAAUAUUAAUAAAAGUAAUAGGUGUAAGUUUAAUUUGUAUUUUUUCUAAAUUGCCUUUAGCAAUAACAAUAAAUUCAUGUUUAAUAAUUUUAGAAAUUUUUAGAAAUCGUUUCGUUUUUAAGAAAAAAGAAUAGAAAUAAUCAUUAAUUAGUUAUAAAUUACCUAUUGAUUAUGAAUAAGUAGUCCAAAGUGUAAAUUUAAGAGGAGAAAAUAGUUAAAGGGAAGAUGUUUGGAAGAAAAGAUUUUAUGCGAUUCCGUUAUCAAUUUUAAUGAUAUCUAAAGAAACUUUAUAAAUUACAUAUAAAAAUUAGACUUUAUUUAAAUAAUUUUGUGAUAGUUUUAUCAAUGAAGAAGAAUUAGAGGAUUUAAUAUUAAAUAAACUACAUUUUUCCCUAUUAUCAGAUCACUAAGAAUUUUUAUAAUUGUCUUCUACAAACAUUAUUAAAUUAAAAUAAAAAAAAUCAAAUUCAUCAAAUGUAUUAAAUUAGAAAUCCUGCAUAACGUAAUUGAGUUCAUAUGAUUUAAUGCAAAAAAGAACUUUGAUAGAAAUCUUGAAUUCAAUAAAAAGCGAAACAUAUAAUUUAUAAAAAGACGUUAUUGAGCUAUUUUGUCAAUAAACAGAAAAAUCAGGAGCCAAAUACUAAUUAGAGGCUAAAAUUAUUUUAGCUGAUAAAGAUGAUGAAUUUUUCGUAACAAUAAAUGACACAACAAAAUAAAAUGAAAUUUAAUAAUUUAUUGUUAAAGAGGAAUUUAAAAGCAAAGUAAAUAAUUAUAAAUAUUUGAGAUAAUAGAAUCAUUUUCACAUGAAUUAAGAACACCAUUAAACAGUGCAAUUAAUUUUUUAGAGGCUUCUAUUACUGAUAGUUCAAUUGAAGAUAAAUUGAAAUUGCAAACUCUUGAGCCAGCAGUGAAUUCUUUAAAACUAUAAUCAUACUUAAUAAAUGACAUCAUAGACUAUUAAAAUUAUAAUGCAAAUUAAUUAGAACUCUAUGUUACUGAAUUUUCUGUUUAGGAUUUCUUAAGUGAAUUGACAUCUUUAUUUAGUAUUUAAUUUGAUAUGAAGAAAAUAGCUUUUAAUUUAGAUUUAAAAAAAAAUUAUUUAUAGUAUUUUAGUACAGAUCAGACUAGACUUACUUAAAUAUUAGUAAAUCUUUUGUAGAAUUCACUUAAGUACACUUCUAGUGGAGUUAUAUAAUUAAAAUUUAGCAGUAUGUCUAAUGAUGUUUUGAAAAUAGUGAUUUAGGAUUCAGGAAUAGGAAUAGCUCCAAAUGUGUUAGAAUAAGUUAGAGUUACUCUUAAAAAUGUAGAAGAAAGUAAAGACUUUUAAACUUUUAAAGCAUGGAAAGGUUUUGGUUUGUUGAUUGUAGCAUUAUUGCAUUAAAGUUUAUGUCCAUCAAAUUAAAAAUCAAUUUAGAUUGAAUCAACAGGAUUUAAUAAAGGAACUAAGAUAAAAUUCUAUAUUUUAAAUUUUAAUCAUAGUUCUAAAUAAAAUACAAUAAAAUAAUCAUUGAGUGCUAAAAAUACGCUUAGAUAAUCUUAAAGUGUUAAGAAAUCUUUAAAAUCUAAUUCUCUUAGUUAAAUAUUACCAAUGAAUGGAACAAUUUAUUUAGCAUAAGAUAUUACUUAAGUAAAUUAACAUAUGAAAAAAAGUGAAAGAUUUCUGAAUUCGGCUUUUAACACUUUGGAUGAUUUUUCAGAAUUGUCAAAAAGUCCUAAAAUUUAAUUUAGUUCACCUGAUGCUAAUAUAUCUUAAUUAGUUUAAAUUUAACCUAUUUUAAUUACAGAUAUAAAAUCAAGUUAAAAAAUAGCAAUAACAAAUAAAAAUCCAUUAUUUUAAUCAUAUAAAUCACAAAAAUCGUAAUUAGUAAAUUUGAAUUAAUUUAGAAAGAUGGAAACUUAAUAUAGAGAAGAUAUAUUUAAGACUUUGGCAACUAAAAAAAAUAAAUGUAAUUGUAAUAAUAUUUUAUCUGUUGAUGAUGAAAUAUUUAAUUAAAAAUCAGUUGAAAGACUUUUAUAAUAAAUAGGAUUUGAUGUUAAAUUAGCAUAUAAUGGUGAAGAUGCAAUUAAUUUAAUAUUAAAUUUAAAACCAUGUAGUUUAGGUUGUAAUAUAUUAACUAUAAUAUUAAUGGAUUAUUAGAUGCCAAGAAAAGAUGGAAUAGCAACAACAAAAGAAUUGAAAAAACUAAUGUCAGAAUCUAUAAUCCCUGAAAUUCCCAUUAUUGGUUUGACUGCUUUUACAGGCCAGUAAGAUAUUAAAAAUUGUUUAAUAGCAGGUAUGAGCGAUGUUUUAUCUAAACCUCUAAAAAUUUAAGAGUUAAAAGAUGUAUUAGCAUCACUAUGA